Messenger RNA from Pseudomassariella vexata, 891 nucleotides. RefSeq lists its product as uncharacterized. Bases 61 to 891 code for a protein of 276 amino acids. The record is from RefSeq and is a predicted model, not a curated record. The transcript is spliced from 3 exons. NCBI's taxonomy places the organism in Eukaryota, Fungi, Ascomycota, Sordariomycetes, Amphisphaeriales, Pseudomassariaceae.
GCCAUCUCGAGAACUAUCUGACCAGGUCCUUCUUGAGACAACUCAACAUCGAGAUCCACCAUGCAAGCCAUUUCACUCAUCGCCGGUCUGCUUCUCGGCGGCCUUGCUGCUGCGGCGCCAUCAACCCAAACAACAGAAGCUCCUACCAUCGUCGACCACUGGGUCGUCUCCAAAGUUGUGCGCACUCACUCGGAAGACCUCACGAACUGCAACUGGGACUUUCAUGUCAGCCAGUCUUCAGUCAAGAAUGACGUAGUCUGCACCUUCACCGUCACGGCCCAGGCAGGAAAGGACUGCCGCGUCGCCCCUUUCGCCAACAUCGAGUGUUCUGGCGACAGCGCGUUCCAAGUCAAUGCCGGACACGACGACGGAGGAUUCAUCGUCUUAGUGUUGGUAAAUACCUUUGAGAAUGCCUUGGCUUAUUACGGCUACGAUGAUGCCGAGCUUGACGAGUCUCCCAAAAAGGAGAUCAAUAAACAAAAACAGCCUGCUACCUUGAUCGAGUCCAAGAAGACCACGAGUCUGGGACUUGCUCAGCGGGCUGAAGUACUGGGUACUUGGACCAUCGAGAACCUCUUCAGAUUUGUUGACCCGUCGGACAACUCCAUCAAAAUGGAAUUUUAUCUUGUCGAAGAUGGAAUUACUUGCCGACUCAACUUGCAACCACCGACGGGCAUGGACGCCAAGACCUGGGCCUGGUCUGCUCAGAAAUGCGAGAACAACGACUACACCGUCUCAUGGGGCUUCGACGAAAUUCAUGACGCUGGAAUUAUGACCCUCGUAUCUCCUGAGAAAGACAGGGAUGCCUUCUUUGGAUGGAGAGACAUUAGCAAGAUUUCGUAUCUAGGAAAUGCAGGGCCAAAUCCAGUCUAUGGGUGUAUGUGCGGAUAA